Messenger RNA from Capsicum annuum, 1022 nucleotides. Its product is annotated as dirigent protein 23. The transcript is spliced from 2 exons. The record is from RefSeq and is a predicted model, not a curated record. Bases 363 to 920 code for a protein of 185 amino acids. NCBI's taxonomy places the organism in Eukaryota, Viridiplantae, Streptophyta, Magnoliopsida, Solanales, Solanaceae.
AACUUUGAAUUAUUUUUUCCUAACGCAACCAAUGCACAACAAGUUUCCUGAAUUGACUUUAUGCUCCUAAGUCCUAACAUGACACCACACUCAAUUACUUAAAAAUUCUACGUGCUUUUUAUUUUUCUCUCUCAAGAAUUCAACAAAAACUUUUACUAAUUUUUAUGUGGGGCUAGCUCGGUUGGUUAGUUAUGUAGCUUGGUUGAUUUGUUUACAUGCCAACGAGUUAUUUAUAGCUAAUCUACUCAACAACUCUGUUUAUAAAAAGCACCAAACCCUCAACAUAUCUUUAUUUGAUUUUGGUAUUGCAAAAGCCAACAAGUGCUUAGUAGAUUGAUAGCUCAUUUCGUACACGCGAGAUCAUGGGAAGAGUUGUUGUCCUUGUCAUAUUAAUGUUGGUGACGACACCAGCAUGGGUGGCUCAAGGGCAAGACCAAGAGUCGUGGGCCAAGAGAGUUGACACGGGCAAAGAAGUGGUAACUACUCUUCAAUUCUACUUCCACGACAAACUUAGUGGAUCAAACCCAAGUGCAAUCCAGAUCGCACAAGCUAAUGGAACCAACAAUUCGGGUUCCUUAUUUGGGUCUUUGUUCAUGAUUGAUGAUCCACUUACUAUAGGACCUGACCCAACUUCAAAGCAAGUAGGUCGAGCCCGUGGAAUGUAUGGGUCAGCUGGUCAAACUGAUUUAGGCCUUAUCAUGGUCAUUAGCUAUGGGUUCACAGAUGGUAUCUACCAAGGGAGUUCAUUUAGCCUAUUGAGCUUGAACCCGGCAUUGAACCCGGUUCGUGAGAUGGCUAUCGUUGGUGGGACCGGUCUUUUCCGGUUGGCCCGAGGUUAUGCUAUUGCUCAAACUUAUUCGAUCAAAGCUAAUGGUGAUGCAAUUGUUGGCUACAAUGUUACAAUUGUCACAUAUGUUUGAUUUCUUCUUUUCUUUUUAGUUUUCGGUAUUCACCUUUUUAUUUCUCUUAUAUUUCUUUAGGUAUUGUGCUUUAAUGGAGAUAUUAUUCAGGCAAUUUUAUUA